Chara braunii is the source of this 1240-nucleotide messenger RNA. Lineage: Eukaryota; Viridiplantae; Streptophyta; Charophyceae; Charales; Characeae. The record is from the annotation of a GenBank genome assembly.
GGAGAGGGAGCAGGAUCCCGGGAUCGGGAUCGGGAUCGGGAUCGGGAUGAGUGCAAUGGUACGCUCUCUGAGUGUAGUACGUCUUGGGCUUACGCGCUAUGCGCCGAUGAUCAGGUUGAUGGAGGCUUUGGCCGAUCGGAGGCGGGAUGGGCUGAUUGGAGAGUCGUUGCUGACUCUGCAGCAUCAUCCUGUUUACACUAUGGGCAAACGACCGACGGAGCACCACAUCCUGGUCAGCGACGAGAAGCUGCGUGAGCUGGGCGCCGAAGUGCAUAAGGUGCCACGUGGCGGCGAAGUCACGUUCCACGGACCUGGUCAGAUCGUCUGUUACCCUAUAAUCAGUCUCCGAGAACUUCGGCUUGGUCCUCGAGCUUACGUGGAAGCGCUAGAGGACGUAAUGGUCGACGUGGCAGCCUUGUAUGGCGUGCAAGCACGUGGACGUCUCUCCCAUAUGACCGGCGUUUGGGUAGGUGAUCGGAAGAUUGGGGCCAUAGGCAUCCGUGUGUCUAGGGGGGGUAUUACGACCCACGGCCUCGCUUUCAACGUGAACCCUAAUCUUGAGUUCUACAAGCACAUUAUCCCUUGUGGAAUGGAGGGCAAAGGAGUGACGUCGCUGCAGGUAGAGUGCGCAGAGAGAGAGGUGGUGGAUCCCAGCGUGGUUAGGGAGCAGCUUGUGGCAUCGUUUAUGAAGCGCCUUAACUUGCACGAACGAACGGACGAGGCCUCCAACCUCCACGUGGUCGCCUCUGACGUUCUACAAGAAGCUGACGUGGAGAUACGUUAAACGGAGAGACGAUGACGUGGACAUUCAUGUUCUCGUGCCAAUCAAGUCCGCGCGGAAGUUAAGAGUCCUCUGCUCUGAUCGGCAAUCUAAUCGCUUUCUGAGCACACAGAGCCCAACCUAUCUGUGAAUGGUCUGAGACGGCAGCAUUCCGCCGGUCCACUAUUACACUCAUGCAGAGGACAGGACACUGAAGACGGGACCGAAGAGCUGGCUAGCGUUGUGUCAGUCUCACUUUCGUGUAACUUGACUAGCAUCUGUGUAGGUGUUGCAAAGCUAUGGGAGCACUGCGAGAGCCCUCCCGAUCAGAUGGCCAACCAGCAUUGCCGGAGUUUCAUGGUAAAAGGAGGUCUUGCUUCUCUCAUGCUGUGAAUGUUUCACUUGUCCAACUGCUGUAUAAAUGUUGAUGGAAAGUUAAUCACGAUAAGUUAAUCACGAUAAUAAAUGAGCAUGAGCUAA